UCUGGCGAUCUGAAACCUCAAAAAGCUCUUGCUGGAGCGUCGUUCCCGCCGAUCGCCCACCAUGCCGGAGCCGCUGCACGUGACCAUCAUCCGCGUGUGUGCGUCGUUGGCUGCCUGUAUGCUGUUUGCGAGUCUGUUGCCGGAUAUUCGCGUCGUGCACCAGCAGAAAAGUACGGCCAGUAUGCCCAGCUCACUCCCAAUAUUGUCCAUGUUGGCGAACUGCGUAGGGUGGGGACUCUACGGCCUACUCAUCGGAGACUAUUUCCCUCUCGUGGUCACAAACAUCGUGGGUGUGGUACUUUCACUCUUCUACCUCGCUGUAUACUACCAUCAUGAAGCAAACAAAGGGAGAUUACUACUCGAGAUUCUAGCUACGACAUUGGUACUUGUGGGACUCGUGCUGUAUCCAUUCAUUGCGGCGUCCGAGGGAAUAGAAGAAGAAACUAUUCACGACAUUGUCGGGUUUGUAACUGUAGCCAUCUCCGCCGUCAUGUUCGGAUCGCCACUGGUUUUAGUGAAGAGAGUCAUUCAAGAACGCAACACGGAGCUACUACCGCUCACGAUGAUCGUCGCUGGCGCGGUGAAUUGUAUACUAUGGCUCACGUAUGGAUUACUAUUGGAAGACCUAUUUGUCAUUGUUCCAAACGCGGCGAAUUUGCUUCUGGGUGUCAUACAACUUGGACUAUUUUGCUGUUUCCCUCGUGGUAAAGCGUACGACACGGUGGAGUCCACCACUCCUCGCUCUAAGCUCAACGCGCCAAAGAAAGAUAAAAUGAACUCAACCGACGUCGAAAAGGAGGACGGACUAGAGAAUAGCUCCACGAUAGUCGACACUGAAGACGAACCGAGCAGCAUCGACGAAGAGAUGGAGUCAAAAGAACACGAACCUGACAAGGUGGAGACCAAGAUCGAAGUGCUCUGAAUUAACAUGAUACGUGCGUCCAUUCUGCUCGCUGUGCGGCCGAUGUGCUUGAAUCAGACACACCAGACUCUUGAUGCCAAUGCUACAAAACAGACAGAGAAACCAAUGUCGAAGCCUUUGCCAUUAAACCACUGUGUAUGCUGAAAUAUAUUCUACAUGAUGUACAAGUAACAAAAUGAAGCCGCAACUUGUCUUUCGGUAAAUAUUUGGUGUUUCGAAGUGUGAAACUCUAUAAUGCAAGGGCAACCAAACUUUUCGCACUUUGAAUGCCUGCGGUCUCUUGUUCUAAAGACUGAUAAAAAAAAAAAGAAAAAGAUGUCGCUAUUUUCGGA
Molecule: messenger RNA, 1254 nt
Organism: Phytophthora nicotianae INRA-310
Lineage: Eukaryota; Oomycota; Peronosporomycetes; Peronosporales; Peronosporaceae
Exons: 1
Coding region: 62-922 (286 amino acids)
Biological process (GO): carbohydrate transport
Cellular component (GO): membrane
Molecular function (GO): sugar transmembrane transporter activity
Source: RefSeq, a predicted model, not a curated record